This is a messenger RNA of Acaulospora morrowiae, 747 nucleotides long. Lineage: Eukaryota; Fungi; Glomeromycota; Glomeromycetes; Diversisporales; Acaulosporaceae. The record is from the annotation of a GenBank genome assembly.
AUGUCGACUUUUGAUCCAAUCAAUUUAAAUAAUAAACAAAAAGAUGCUUCUCAGCAAAAUGAUGUAAAUAAAAGAACCCGUGUUAGCUUAACGGCAUUACAGAAAAAGGAACUAUGUGAACGUAUGCAAGUUAAUCCUAUACUCAAGCAAAAAGAUAUGGCAAAGGAGUAUAAAAUAUCAAAACAGGCAGUCUCAGAUAUUUUGAGACAAGAAAAAAUAUGGUCAACAAUAGAAACAGGAACUGCAAGUGCUAAGCAAAAGCGUAAUCGAAAGCCUGCAUUUAUAGAAAUCGAUGAUGCAAUGAAACUCUGGGUGGAGCAUGUAUUAAUUCAUAGUGACAUUAACCUAAAUGACAGUAUUUUAAUGGAACGUGCCUUGGCAUUCACAAAAGAAUUUGGAUAUGACAACAAAUUUCUUGCUUCGUCUGGAUGUGUUAACAUGGAAGAUAUUCCACAAUUUCGAGCUGACUUGCAAAAUAUUCUUAAAAAAUAUGAUUAUCGAGACAUAUUCAACUGUGACGAAACCGCUUUGUACUGGCAACUAGAAUCAGAUAGAUCAAUUGCACAUAUGCCUUUACCAGGCAAAAAAAAAUCAAAAGAACGUAUUACACUAUUAUUAACUUGUAAUGCCUCUGGUGAUGAAAAAUUGCCAAUACUUUUUAUACACAAGUACGAGUCACCACGUGCAUUGAAGAGUAUAAGCAAAUCUACGUUACCAGUUUGGUAUUACUGGAAUGCUAAAGCAUGA